UAAGCACGUCUGCGCACGUACGGAAGUGUGUGACAGGCCGACGCGCCAAAUUAACAAAGACAGAAACAAAACAAGAGCAGCUCAUCGCCGAAGGAGAAGAAGAAAUAGAAGCAGAAGAAGAAGAACUAGAAGCAGGAGAAGAAGAAAUAGAAGCAGAAGAAGAAGAAAUAGAAGCAGAAGAAGAAGUUGACAGAAUCCAGCAGUGAACCCUCGUGUGGCAGCUCGAGAACAAACCGUUCACCCACCGGGAGAAUCUUCCGGUUAACGUGCUCCGUGCGGUUCCAGGAUGGGUUUACUCGAGCGGUGCCUGGAGCUGUUCAACACCUCCAGCCUGUACGAGGUGCUGGGCUCCGACAAGCAGGCGAGCGAGGCCGAGAUCCGGAGGAGCUACUACAAAGUGUCGCUGCAGGUUCACCCGGACCGAGCCCCCGAAGACCCGCAGGCCACCGAGAAGUUCCAGGUGCUGGGGAAGCUGUACGCUGUGCUGAGCGAUAAGGAGCAGAGGGCUGUCUACGACGAGCAGGGGCUGGUGGACGAAGAGUCUGACGUCCUGAGUCAAGACCGCUGCUGGGAGGACUACUGGAGAGUGCUCUUCCCUAAGAUCACAGUGAAUGACAUCCUUGAAUUCGAGAAGAAAUAUAAGGGCUCGGACGAGGAGCGGCAGGAUUUGAUCAAGCUGUACGUGCAGCACGAGGGAGAGAUGAACGCCAUCAUGGCCUCGGCUCUGUGCUGCUCCCAGGAAGACGAGCCCAGGCUCUGCAGCAUCAUCCAGGCGGCCAUCGAGAAGAAAGAGGUCACAGCGUUCCCAGCGUUUACUCAGGAGAGUGUCAAGAAGAAGAGGGCGCGUAGGAAGAGGGCUGACAGAGAGCGAGAAGAAGCAGAGGAAGCGCAGAAAGAGUUGGGGCUCGGUGAUGAGGAAGACAGUCUUGUGAUGAUGCUCAAGCAAAAACAGAAGUCCAGAGAACAGAAUUUCAACAGUUUCCUGUCUGACCUGGAGACAAAGUACUCGAAAAAAAGUGGGAAAUCUCCAAGAGGAGGGAGAGGGAAAAAGUGAAAAGCACACAAGCGCCGGUUUUAGCAGAUUAAUUCUCAUAGAGUUCAGAAACACCUUUUGUGGAUCAAUUUGAGCAUGUUGCCAAUCUGCUUCCUCACUGCUCCCUCCUCUACACCUCAUAACAAUUUCCUGUGCAGCGUUUAUUCAAAUGUAAAUCCUUUUUUUAUUUCUCGUCAUGUGUGUAUUUUGUUGUCAAUCUUCAUAAACACAAAUAAAGUUCAUAUUUAUAUAAA
Molecule: messenger RNA, 1287 nt
Organism: Hippoglossus stenolepis (Pacific halibut)
Lineage: Eukaryota; Metazoa; Chordata; Actinopteri; Pleuronectiformes; Pleuronectidae
Gene: dnajc9
Product: DnaJ (Hsp40) homolog, subfamily C, member 9
Exons: 5
Coding region: 287-1054 (255 amino acids)
Cellular component (GO): cytoplasm; nucleus
Molecular function (GO): heat shock protein binding
Source: RefSeq, a predicted model, not a curated record